AUGGUCAAGGCUACUUUCCUUUCUGCCAUCCCUGUGCUUAUGCUCGCCGAGCAAGCCCUUGGAUUCGGUUGCUCCACACACAGCUACACUACCUGCGACGACAAUAUCGUCCACUGGUUCGAUCCUGAUGAUGGCAUGAUCUGCGAUCCUCUCGACUGCGGCGGCGGCCGAGCUCCCCCCAAGACCGGAGUUCCCGGAUGCGCAAACUACUCUGGUACUGAGACACGUGGUACUUCGUACUUGUCCUGCUGGAAGCCCUCGACUACUCUCGCUACAGCCUCUGCUGUACCUACCUCUACCGAGGUCCCGACCGCCGAUGCUGAACCUACCAGCACCGCUAUCGAGGUCGAGACGCACACUUCGAUCAAGAGCCACGCUUCUGCUGAAGAGUCUACUGGAAUUGUGGAGGCGACCAUCAUCGAGAACACCACUGUUGCUCCUGUCCUUCCUACUCAGACCCCGACCACCACCGAGACCGAGGCGACCAAGGAGCCCGCAGCCACCCCCAGCGUUAUUCCCAAUGCUGCUCAGGCUGCCAAGGGUUCUUUGAUUGCUGUCGCCGGAGUUGCCAUGGGCGUCUUUCUUCUUCUCUAA
Fusarium coffeatum is the source of this 594-nucleotide messenger RNA. RefSeq lists its product as uncharacterized. Lineage: Eukaryota; Fungi; Ascomycota; Sordariomycetes; Hypocreales; Nectriaceae. The record is from RefSeq and is a predicted model, not a curated record. The coding region runs from base 1 to 594 and encodes 197 amino acids. The transcript has a single exon.